UCAACCUCACCUCAUCAUUUGGUCUUGGUUAUUUACAAGCUAGGCACCACCUCAUUUCCCACUUUCUUUGAUGAUCGCUUUUAAAAUCUCUCACCGGCCUUCUCUAUAUAAUUACUGCACUCUAUCAUCCAGUCCCUCCACCAUGGGAAGCAUGAAGGUGCAUCAGUUCGCACGUGGAUCAUUCUGGGAUCACCACGAACCCUCCCUCACGCUUGGCUGCAAGCGCUUGCGCCCUCUUGCUCCCAAGCUGGCUAACACCGACAACACUCCUACUUCUACUCUCCCCGCAGCUUUCGAUCUCAAGAGUUUCAUCAAACCUGAAAGUGGCCCCAGAAAACUAGGAUCCUCUGACGACAAACGAGAUUCCCCCGCCCAGGUGGAAACACACCCAGGAGGGACGCGGUGGAACCCAACACAAGAACAGAUAGGGAUAUUGGAGAUGCUGUAUAAGGGUGGAAUGCGCACUCCCAAUGCGCAACAGAUAGAGCAAAUCACAGCACAGCUUGGGAAGUACGGGAAGAUCGAAGGGAAGAAUGUGUUUUAUUGGUUCCAAAACCACAAAGCUCGCGAGAGGCAGAAGCAGAAGCGCAACAGUCUUGGUCUUGGGCAUUGUCCCAGAACCCCAGCCCCCAUUACCACUAUGAUCACUUUGGAGACCAGGGGAUCAGAAUUGGAAAGAGAUCAGGAAGAUAGUCCAUACAAAAGGAAGUGCAGGAGCUGGGGAUUUGAAAUCUUAGAAGAGGAAAGCUGCAUGAUAUAUUGUAAAGAGGAGGGAGAUAGAACUCUGGAGCUCUUCCCAUUACACCCGGAAGGCAGAUGAAGGGGUUUGAAAUAAAUUAAUAAUUUUUUAUUUUCUGAGCAUUUUAAUUUGUUGAUCAUCCAUGCGCGCACCUUAAGCUUAAGCUUAAACUAGCUGCUUAAUUUGAUGUAGUGCUUUUCUUUCUCUUUCUUCUUUCUUUUGUUUCGGGAAAGAAGAAAGACAAAGUUGUCUCUUAAUUUGUACUCUACUACGUACUGCCUACCCAUGGCUAUUAUUCCUGACUUGUAACCAAAGCGCUGCUGCUGCUAGUGAUCACUUCUUUA
This is a messenger RNA of Carya illinoinensis, 1083 nucleotides long. RefSeq names its product WUSCHEL-related homeobox 4-like. The record is from RefSeq and is a predicted model, not a curated record. NCBI's taxonomy places the organism in Eukaryota, Viridiplantae, Streptophyta, Magnoliopsida, Fagales, Juglandaceae. The transcript has 3 exons. Gene Ontology annotation, molecular function: DNA binding; DNA-binding transcription factor activity. Gene Ontology annotation, biological process: procambium histogenesis; cell division; phloem or xylem histogenesis. Bases 71 to 820 code for a protein of 249 amino acids. Gene Ontology annotation, cellular component: nucleus.